This is a messenger RNA of Sphenostylis stenocarpa, 1884 nucleotides long. NCBI's taxonomy places the organism in Eukaryota, Viridiplantae, Streptophyta, Magnoliopsida, Fabales, Fabaceae. The record is from the annotation of a GenBank genome assembly.
AUGGCUUCGGGGCCAAUUGAUGGAGAUGAUAGCGCCAAGGAGAAGCCGAGAUACACCGAGAGAAAGGUUUACACUAGGAAAGCGCUUAAAGGUCCUAAGAACAAAGGUAACACCGCUGCAACUACUACCAUCGGCGGCGACAACAGUCCGGGUAUCGUUACCACCGUUGAUCACAACAAUAAGAAUAACAUUACUGUCGAUUACGUCAACCCUAGGGCUAAGGAUAAUUGCAAAAACGCCUUGGUUCAGCCGGUGCUGGAGGAUGGGGAUUCAGCUCGGCCACACGUGAUUUCGAGGUUGGAUGUGGUUUCGGAUGAUUCGUCCAGCCUGAACCGUGCUCAGGAUGAGCCUUCAAGUGUUGCCGGCAUGCCACAGUGGUUGCCGGGGCCGGAGAGCUUUGUCAGGUUAAGUUUGGAUUGGCGGUCUAAGCGGGAGUUAAGGAGGAGGCUUGAGAGUGAACUUGAUAUGGUUAGGAAUUUGGUGAGUAGGAUUGAAGAGAAGUUGGGGGUGUUUGGUGGGUAUGGUAAUUCAGAUGUGAUGGUGGAUAGCGGAAUUGGUAAUGGGGGAGGAACUAAGCGUGCUCACUCGGAGGUUGUAUCGGUUGUUGUUUCACCGCGAGAGCCUUCUCGGCCUUUGCAUCAGUUGAGUGUGUCAGUGUUGGACAAUAAUCAAGGGGUUGGUGAAAUCGUUGAGAAGGAGAAGAGGACGCCCAAGGCAAACCAGUUCUAUCGCAAUUCAGAGUUCUUACUUGCGAAAGAUAAGUUUCCACCUGCAGUGAGUAACAAGAAGUCUAAAUUGAAUGGGAAGAAGCAUGGUGCAGGUGAGAUGGGACAUGUACAUGGAAUGGGAUCGAAACUUUUAAAGAGUUGUAGCUCGUUGCUUGAGAAGUUAAUGAAGCACAAGCAUGGUUGGGUGUUUAAUGCUCCAGUUGAUCCUGAGAGUCUUGGUUUGCACGACUAUUUUGAUAUCAUAACGCAUCCAAUGGACUUGGGUACUGUGAAGUCAAAGCUGAACAAGAAUUUGUACAAAUCCCCCAAGGAGUUUGCUGAGGAUGUGAGACUUACAUUUCGCAAUGCAAUGAUUUAUAAUCCCAAAGGACAAGACGUUCAUAUAAUGGCCGAGCAGCUGUCAGAUGUAUUUGAGGAGAGAUGGGCUAUAAUAGAGUCAAAUUACGAUCAGGAAAUGAGAUAUGACCUACAUUAUGGUGCCGCUGGCCCUGCACCUUCACCUCUAUCUAGAAAGGCUCCUACAUUUCGGACCCCGCCUAUUGAUAUGAGACGGAUUUUUGAUAGGUCAGAAUCAAUGACACAACAUCCAAAAAUCAUGAGCAUCGCUCCUUCGUCUCGAACCGCUGCUCCCAAAAAGCCCAAGGCCAAAGAUCCUCAUAAAAGAGACAUGACAUAUGAGGAAAAGCAAAAGCUAAGCACAAAUCUUCAGAAUCUACCUUCCGAGAAGCUAGAUGCAAUUGUACAGAUCAUUAAGAAGAGAAAUUCAGCACUUUCCCAGCAUGAUGAAGAAAUUGAAGUGGACAUUGAUAGUGUGGAUGCGGAGACUCUCUGGGAGCUUGAUAGAUUUGUCACCAACUAUAAGAAAAGUUUGAGCAAAAACAAGAGGAAGGUUGAACUUGCAAUUCAAGCUAGAGCACAAGCUGAGCAGAAUACCCUCCAGAAGAGUUUGGCACCAGUUAUGGUUGAGAUUUCAAAAGAAGCACAAACAGACGAAAGAAUUUUUCCCCCAUCCUUGCCUGUGCAAGGAGAAGUUCAAGUGGAUGGGAGUAAGACAAGUAGUUCGAGCAGCUCCAGCAGUGAUUCAGGCUCUUCAUCAAAUUCUGAUACUGAUAGUUCCUCAGCCUCUGGGUCUGAUGCUGGGUCACAUAGAACCUAA